AUGGCGACAACCGCAUUUUCCUCUCUCCGCAACCCGAUCUUCCCCUCCGCCGCUGCUCCCAAUCCGCGCGGCCGACAGCGCCCUCCGGCGGCGGCGCAAUCGAACGGCUGGUGGGCUCCGCUCUUCGGCUGGUCGCCAGAACCCGACUACAUCAACAGCGGCCUCAAAAUCGAGUCGGAUCAGACCGAUCCGGGCCAAUCCGAGAUCGAAUCGGUUCGGAUCCGCCCGGAUAAGAACGUCUUCCGCGGUUGCUUCACUGAGGAGAAGGCAAAGGAGCUUCGCAGGAAGACGAGCGAGUCCUCGACAUUUCACGAUGUGAUGUACCACUCGGCCAUCGCAUCCAGGCUCGCGUCCGACGUGUCCGGCCGCCGGGAUCGUUGA
This is a messenger RNA of Striga hermonthica, 381 nucleotides long. Lineage: Eukaryota; Viridiplantae; Streptophyta; Magnoliopsida; Lamiales; Orobanchaceae. The record is from the annotation of a GenBank genome assembly.